AAACAUUCCAAUAAUACACGCUGGCAAAUAAAAUAAAAAAAACUUCGACGCAAGAUGUAUAUCAUGAGGCUCUCGCUUCGUGCUCUUCUUCUUCACCUUCUUUCACCAUCGUUUCAGUUCUCCCGAUCCAGAACCCCCACAAUCAAUACUCCACUACAUCUCGAUUCAAUUGAGUUACCUCCGACGCUAACUGACCUGGAUCUCACGGUGAACCGUUUAUCAGAACUGGACUCGAGGAUCGCUCACCUCUCUAUGCUCAAGAAGCUUUCUCUUCGCCAAAACCUAAUCGAAGACUCCGCCGUCGAGCCUCUCUCUCGCCGGGACGCGUUGUCCGAUCUCGAGAAGCUGAUUCUCAGAGAUAACAAGCUAGCGGAAGUACCAGAUAUAAGCAUAUUCUCAAGGCUUUUGGUCUUUGACGUAUCUUUCAAUGAAAUCACUUCGUGCGAAGGAUUAUCAAAGGCCUCUAGCACGUUGAAGGAGCUCUAUGUGUCUAAGAAUGAAGUUUACAAGAUUAUGGAAAUUGAACACUUGCACGACUUGCAGAUUCUUGAGCUAGGGUCCAAUAGAUUGCGGGUGAUGGUGAAUAUGGAGAGCUUGACAAAGUUAGAAGAGUUGUGGCUGGGAAGAAACCGUAUCAAAGUUGUGAACUUGUGUGGGCUCAGAUGUAUUAAAAAGAUUAGCUUGCAGAGCAAUCAAUUGACCUCUAUGAAAGGAUUUGAGGACUGUGUUGCUCUUGCAGAGUUGUAUCUGAGCCAUAAUGGUAUCUCAAAAAUGGAAGGCUUGAGUGCGUUGGUUAACCUACGGGUAUUAGACGUGUUGAACAACAAGCUCACAUCAGUUGAUGACAUUCAGAGCCUCACAAAGCUGGAAGAUUUAUGGCUUAAUGACAACCAGAUAGAAAUACUUGAAGCUAUCACAGAAGCUGUUGAAGGCUCUAAAGCUAACAGCUUUCCCGGAUUCUCCAUGUAAAAAUGGAUGCUAAUGUAACUGCAAACUGUGUUCAUCCUGGAAUCGUGAGAACGCGUCUCACAAGAGACCGAGACGGCCUCAUCACUGAUUUUGUCUUUUUCUUGACCUCUAAGCUUUUGAAGUCCGUUCCUCAGGUAUCUAAGUCAAAUCAAUAUUUGAUCGAUUUUCAUUUAUAAAUCAUAUAUUUAGAAUUAUCCAAACUAACGUACGACAUCAUAAAAAUAACUUACUGAUCCCUAUUAAUUAUUUAUAGGCAGCAGCAACGACAUGCUGCCUAGCAACGAGUCCGAGAUUGAGGAACGUGUGCGGCAAAUACUUUUCAGACUGUAAUGAAGCUCGGACUUCUAAUCCGGAUCGUGCAAUCUUAAAGCUCAGAGACUGUGGACUGCUUCUGAGUUGUUGGUCACUCCAGCUUCCACUCCCGAUGUUUAUCAAACCUUUAACUACUUUUUAACCAACGAUGCUAUGUAUGUGUAAAGCCUUUCCAAGCUUCUUGGUUGUGAAAUGUUUUAGAUCAUUUGGAGGAGUAAUAAAGUUUAUAUGUUAUCACUAA
This is a messenger RNA of Brassica rapa (field mustard), 1522 nucleotides long. Its product is annotated as protein phosphatase 1 regulatory inhibitor subunit PPP1R7 homolog. Gene Ontology annotation, molecular function: protein binding. Lineage: Eukaryota; Viridiplantae; Streptophyta; Magnoliopsida; Brassicales; Brassicaceae. Gene Ontology annotation, cellular component: cytoplasm. The record is from RefSeq and is a predicted model, not a curated record.